ACAAAUAAACAAAACAAUAAAUAGUAAUAAUUUGAGUGAUUUUGAAAGUAAAUCACAAAUAUGUCAACACAUAUGCAAAAAGUUUUGAAUCCUCGCAGAAGUGGCACCAGUUUGGACAUCGAGAAAGAAAAACAAGAGAGCAAUCAGUUAAUAAGUAUAAGCAAAGCGAUUAACACCAAUGAAAAUCCGGUUAAAGAAAAACAUAUCAGAACCAUAAUAAUCGGUACCCACCAAAACAAGAGCGCACAUCUCUUUUGGACAAUUGCUCGCAAUCUUCGACUUCAAGACAAUCCGAUUCUUUGCUGGAAGUUUUGUCAUGUCUUACAUAAAUUGUUACGCGAAGGAUAUCGAAAGACAAUUGCCGACUCUUAUCCAUUCCGGUCAAUGCUCAAGGAUUUGGGCAAAAUGUGGGGACUCUUGAGGGAAGGUUACGGAAAAUUAAUCCAAAACUAUAGUAAUUUACUUAUUCGUAAAAUUGAGUUUCACGCAAAUAACCAACGUAUUCCUGGAAAUUUGAUGGUCAGUGAUGAAGAAUUGGAUACAAUCGGUGAAAAUGAUGUCAACAUUUUCUUUCAAUUAUGUUGCGAAGUAUUUGAUUAUUUGGACGAAAUAUUAAGUCUUCAAUCAAACGUGUUUGGUUCACUUGAUAUGAGUCGAUCCAAUUCAAUGACAAUGGCUGGUCAGUGCCGUUUGGCACCACUUAUCCCAUGCAUUCAAGACUCGAGUCAAUUAUACGACUUUUCCGUAAAACUAUUAUUCAAAUUACACGAUGCUCUACCGGCCGCCACAUUAGAAGGACACAGAAAUAGAUUUUUAAACCAAUUUAAUAUUCUUAAGUCAUUUUACUUAAACUCGAAAAAUCUACAAUAUUUCAAAAACUUGAUUCAAGUGCCGUCACUACCAAAUGAACCGCCUAACUUUCUAAUCCAAUCAAAUCUUGAGAGUCAUGUCACACCAGUUUGUAUACUUCCUCCUGAAUCACCCGAAGUGGAAGUGGAUCAGGUGGACAUGAAUUUAGUAGACCUUUCAUUCAGUUCAGCGACUGAUGACACUAAUUCAAUUUGGUCUCUAAAUAACAACGAUAACAAAAAUGACAAAGAAAUUGAAGAAAAGGAUCGGAUUAUCGAAAAAUUAAUGGCUCACAUACAAGAACUUGAAGUUCAGAUGAAAAACAUUAGAGCUGAGGAUUAUCAGAUAAUGAAUAAAUUGAAGCAAAAGAUAUCUGAAUUGGAGUUAUCUAAGGCUCAGAUUAUGGAGAAAGAGAUCGAAGCUCUCAAAGAGUUGGAAAAACAAAAGAAUAAUAACGAGAAUACAGAAAGUGUUGUCAAACUAACCGAUCGAUACAACAGAAUGAAAGAUAUCUAUAAUAAUCUAAGGGCUGAACACAUUGAACUGUUAAGAAAUAAAGCAGAAAUUGAUAAACACUUGUCUUCAAUACAACAAGAGUUAACUGAUUCACACAAUUCUAAAUUUACAUUAGAGUCACAAUUACGAGAUUUAACCAGAAAAGAGGCACAAAUCAGUUCAAUGAGUGCUGAGAGCAGUGAUCUUAAGAAAAAAAUUGUUGAAAAUGAAAACCAAUUGAUUCAAAUCAGAAAUGAUUUGGAUGUAUGUAAACGUAAACUAAAAGAUCGCGAAUGGGAACUAUUGGGUAUUGUAAUAAAUAUAAUGCAGAAGUUAUCACAAAAUACUAAAACACAAGAUAUUCAGAGCAGUUCCGUUAGUGUCAACUGUUCUCCAGAAUAUUUCUUCAGUCAACUCAAUGAAUUGAGUAAACAUUUGAAUUCAUUAGAAGAGUCGUCAGUAUUAAUACCAUUGAAUCCAUCCAUUGAUACUCUAAUUUCCAAUAUUUUGGACUAUUUUCUGCAAUUAUCGUAUUCAUUCAAUUGCGCCAAAACUAUAUACUUAACUAUACCUAAUAUUGAUAGGGGACAAGAAUUAAUGAAUAACUGUAAAGAAUUGAUUGAUUUGUCAGUGAAUAUGAGUAAAAAAAUAAAGUCAAAGUUUUAUGACUCCAAUACAUUCAUUGAUGUUAAACAAUGUUUGAAUAAAAUUAUUUCGAUGAACGUCUAUAUUAUACCCGAAUCGGUGGACAAAACGAAAAAUUUAGAAAAGUUGUUGAUCGACGAGAUGAGCGAAAUGGAUAAAGCCAUCAAUGAAGCGGUUCUCAGAAUUGAGCAAAUGUUAGAAUUGGCUAAAAAGAAAGACACGGGAAUCAAAUUGGAAGUAAAUGGACAGAUACUCGACGCCUGUACUUAUCUAAUGAACGCAAUUAAGCAACUGAUCCACGACGCCAAAGAGCUUCAAAAAGAGAUUGUUUCACAAGGAGGGGGAUCAACUUCUAUGAAAGACUUUUACCAAAGAAAUCAUCGCUGGACUGAAGGCUUGAUAUCUGCCGCCAAAGUUGUGGCCGCAGACGCAAAACUACUUGUCGAAUCGGCUGAUAAAGUGAUAUUAGGUUCUGGAAAAUUUGAGGAACUGAUUGCCGCAUCACAAGAGAUUGCCGGCGCCAGCGCUCAAUUAGUUGUGGCCUCUCGGGUCAAAGCGGAUCCGUCAAGUGAUAAAUUGGGUAAACUGUCCAAGUCUUCCAAAGUUGUAUCGGAAGCCACAGGAAAUGUGGUGGCGAUCACUAAAAAAUGUUCGCAAAAGAUUGAAGACGCGGAUGACCUGGACUUCUCUAAGUUAACAUUACAUCAAGCAAAACGACUCGAAAUGGAUAGUCAGGUGAGAGUUCUUGAAUUAGAGAAUGCAUUGGAAAAGGAAAGACAGAAAUUGGCGGCUCUUCGCAAACAACACUAUCAUUUGGCCGGUGCUUCGGCCGGUUGGACGUGAAGUCGACCACUUGUGGCCAUUACUACUGAAUUCAAUUGCUAUUUAUAUUGUAGUCAUUUUAGUUUUUGUA
This is a messenger RNA of Oppia nitens, 2902 nucleotides long. Its product is annotated as huntingtin-interacting protein 1-like. The record is from RefSeq and is a predicted model, not a curated record. The transcript has 23 exons. Gene Ontology annotation, molecular function: phosphatidylinositol-3,5-bisphosphate binding; clathrin light chain binding; clathrin-cargo adaptor activity. The coding region runs from base 61 to 2832 and encodes 923 amino acids. NCBI's taxonomy places the organism in Eukaryota, Metazoa, Arthropoda, Arachnida, Sarcoptiformes, Oppiidae. Gene Ontology annotation, cellular component: clathrin-coated vesicle; actin cortical patch. Gene Ontology annotation, biological process: clathrin coat assembly; endocytosis; actin filament organization.